Messenger RNA from Amoebophrya sp. A25, 263 nucleotides. NCBI's taxonomy places the organism in Eukaryota, Dinophyceae, Syndiniales, Amoebophryaceae. The record is from the annotation of a GenBank genome assembly.
AGAAGGUCAAGAUCAUCUGAGGAAUAGACAGAAGCAGAAGAAGAUGCUAGGUUUUGGCAUGAAGCACUUUGGGCAGCAAGAAGAAGACGGUCGCAUUAUUCAACGGAGGAGAGAGCAGGAGUUAUUCGGAGAUUUAGAUGAAGACAUGUUGCAGGAGGUCGAUGCUGAAGCGGUUGUAAAGAAAAAUGCAAAACGUGAACUCGAGACGCGGAUGCCGAACAAUUUCGUCAGUGACGGUCAUGGUGUGUUGGACAGCAAGUACC